Molecule: messenger RNA, 1575 nt
Organism: Galleria mellonella (greater wax moth)
Lineage: Eukaryota; Metazoa; Arthropoda; Insecta; Lepidoptera; Pyralidae
Gene: Fcp3C
Product: follicle cell protein 3C-1
Exons: 4
Coding region: 149-646 (165 amino acids)
Source: RefSeq, a predicted model, not a curated record
CUUAGGCUUCUGCUCCAGACUUAUAAAGAUAAGGUAAGACUGUACCCAUUCAGUAAGCGACAUUAAAUCAAAUAGUGAUGUAAAGGAGGAUUCAUCGAAAUAGUCAUUUUAUAGGCUGAAGUGAAAGUAAUAACUAUUAUUAUCAAAAAUGCAAGGUGCACGCACAUGGCUACUAUUGGUCAUCGGCUUAUACCUAGCCAUCGACAUCGAGGGCCGGAGGAAGUUGAAACGAGACCAAGAAGAGAGUUUGAAAUCUAUUGAAAACGUCGAAUUUGAUGGCAACUACGAUGAGCUGGAGCCCUGCCAGUGCGGCGUGUUCAUGUCGCAACAAGUAGGCGUAAAGGAAGGUCGCCGCAGCAGGCCCCGUGGUCCACCAGAAGGCGAGCCCGUGGUCACCUACGAUACGGACGCCCCUAGCUUACCAUGCGGUGGUGGAGGCUUCAAGCAUUGCGUCAACAAAUGUCUUGAUGUGAUAUUGAAAUACCUACCCCGAGCUGGCCCAGUUAUAUGUGGAGCAGUGGAACGCGAUAUACACCGCGAGAAAGCUUACCUCUUCAUCAAGAACUGUGGUGGAGACUGGAUGCCUACUAGCUUCUCAGCUGGAAAAGAGUUCUGCUGCACCGACGGACAACACCAUAAAUGUUAAUCAUAAAUGACAUGAUGAUUUAUAUUCAUGUAUAACAAAGUAUAUAAUUAUAAUUUAGACAUAUAUUUAUUUAUUUUUAUAUCAGCAAUUUAGGGCAGGUAAGAACUAUCGAAAUUAUAAUACGUAACAUGUGUAAAUAUUAGAUUAACUGUAUCACUGCGGCCAGCCUAUUUUUAAAUUAUUAUUAAUGUAAUGCAAUAUACCUAUUUAUUGUCUUAAACGUAGCACUGAAGUUAUGUAAGUUAAGGCAAAAUUUUAUGCAUAUCCGCUUGAAAAUAUGUAUUCUUUGUAUCUCUUAUUUCUUGGUAUUUUGUAUAGUUUUACUCGGUAUUUGGUAUCUUAUAUUAAAUUAUUUUGUCACAUUAGAUACAUGUCAUUUAAUAGAGGACACAGACCUUAGAGUACUUACGUGGAGGAGAGGACGGCUUGAGUUCCCGCCGUUUCCCUCCGGUGAGCGUUAAUUAAUACCUACAUGUGGCACUGAGCUACUGUUCGUCUCGUCUCAGUAAAUGUAAUGUCGCUAUCUACGUCCGGGAUGGGUUAUUUACUUAAAUUAGAAUUUAUUAUGUAAAUAAAAAAAAAAUUAAUUAGAUAUUGAAAUAAAAAAAGUGGUUUUAAUUAGGUAGGUCGGGGAUUUAUAAUUCUAUUUGCAAUUUAGUCUAUGAUAAUUUUUUUGUUUAUUUGAAUAAUUUGAAAUUCGAAUUAAGCAAUUUGCUUGUAAUAAGUGCCUAUUUUAUGCAUUUCUAUUGUAUUUAAAGCUAAGUUAUCUAUUAUUUACUAAGCAGUUAUUAGUAAAAUUAAUAGAAGUUCUAUGUAAGUCACAUGCAUCACAUGUCUAUAUAUUCUUAUAAUAGUAUAAAUAGCUAUGUUCUUUGUAUUUUUGUAUUUUAUUAGUAAUUUUUUUAUUAUGUAAGACAUAUGUAUAAUUU